Cucumis sativus (cucumber) is the source of this 1476-nucleotide messenger RNA. RefSeq names its product cell differentiation protein rcd1. The record is from RefSeq and is a predicted model, not a curated record. NCBI's taxonomy places the organism in Eukaryota, Viridiplantae, Streptophyta, Magnoliopsida, Cucurbitales, Cucurbitaceae. Gene Ontology annotation, biological process: mRNA catabolic process; negative regulation of translation. Gene Ontology annotation, cellular component: P-body; CCR4-NOT complex; CCR4-NOT core complex. The transcript has 9 exons. The coding region runs from base 265 to 1182 and encodes 305 amino acids.
GAUUGAGAAAAAAGUAAUUGAAAGAAGGGGUGAAUUUUAUAGAGUGGAGCAAUAGAUAUUUGAUGUUUAGCGGCCGGAGAAAUCAUCGGCUGUGAGGUGACAGUAUAAAGGCAAAGAAUAUGCAGACAACAAAGAGAAUUAUGUUUUCUUCCAAACCAAUCUCCACAUUUCUUUUUCGAUUUCACUUUCACUUCCUCACUUUCUUCUCUCUUUUCUCAUUUCCCAUUUCCCAACUCCCAACUCUCUCUUCCCAUUUCCUCAAUCAUGGCCAAUCUUCCUGUCUUUCUGUUCGCUGAACCAACCACCGCCUUGGAACCCAAUCCUCCUCUUACGGACCUAACCAAUGUCUCUGUCGAUGAGCUCAUUCUCGCUCUCAACCACGCCCGUACUCGUGAACGUGCUUUGCACCUUCUUUCUCAGAACAGGAGUAUGUUUGAUAAUUUGGCUGUUCUGAUAUGGCAUUCCUUUGGUACUAUGUUUACCCUUCUAAAGGAAAUUAUGGACGUUUACCAUAUGCUGUCCAAGCCUGACCUUACAGAAAAAGAUUCAACUAGGGUCUGCAAUGCUCUUGCUCUUCUUCAGUGUGUAGCCUCUCACCCAGAAACAAGGGUGCCAUUUAUGAAAGCUAAAAUUCCACUCUAUUUGUACCCUUUCCUUAAUACCACCAUCAAGGAAAAACCUCAUGAAUAUCUCAGACUCACUAGCUUAGGAGUAAUUGGUGCACUAGUGAAGGUUGAUGACAAGGAAGUUAUUUACUUCCUACUCAAAACGGAAAUAGUUCCAUACUGUCUGCGAUGCAUGGAUGUGGGAAAAGGCUUGUCAAAAACGGUUGCCACGUUUAUUGUUCAGAAAAUUCUAAUGAAUGAAGAGGGAUUGAGGUACUGCUGUAUCAUAGCUGAUCGCUUUUUUGCAAUAACUCAUGCCUUGGAAACAAUGAUGGAAAGACUUUCGGAAGAACCCUCACAACGGCUGCUUAAACAUAUUUUUCGCUGUUAUCUUAUGCUCUCUGAAAGUCCAAGGGCUUGCCUGGGACUUGGGAGACUCCUUCCUCGGAUGCUAAACGACAGCGCCUUUACUGACCUCCUUCAUGAUGAUCCAACUGUCAUGAGCUCUUUCAAGCAGUUGCUUCGCAAGGUACAUCGAGACGAUGGAAACAAACAAGGCAAUCCAAAAACAGGCUGAAGUUAUGUGCAAACUUUGCCAAUUCUACUGCACAGAAUUAUAUAAUAACAUACACAUAGCUCUAAAAAUGAGUCAGUUCCUCCAUCUUUCACACAUCUCUUUACUAUGUAGAUCACAAGAGUAGAUGUUGUAAUUUGAACCACUUAAACCAUAGUGUUAGGCCUUUCUUGUCUUCUUCCAAGGCAUUUACUUUUUGUUUUUGUAUUCUCGUAACUCUGUUAAUUACAACAUUUUUGUUACUUAAUAUUUCCACUCAAAUAAACUAAGCAAAACUGGAAGCUUUUAACCAUACUA